AGUCGCCGGGGAGGGUGUUGCGCGGGCGAGUCGGGUUACACUAGCUCAGCCUGCCGGGGAGUGACACCCGCGCGCGCCUCGCUGGGAGCACCGGGGCCGGGUCUCUGAUUCCGGGGGAGGCAGAGGCUCCGCCCUGGCUGGAAGAACUAGAACUAGGGUGCGCCUGCUCUCUGUCCCCUCGCGCGAGAGGAUCAAUCUCAGGCUAAGAAAUGGCAUUUCAAAAGGCUGUAAAAGGGACUGUCCUUGUUGGCGGAGGUGCUCUUGCAACUGUUUUAGGCCUCUCUCAGUUUGCUCGUUACAGAAGGAAGCAAGUGAAUCUGGCCUAUGUUGAAGCAGCAGGGUCCCUCGCAGAACCUGUUAACAGGGAACCACCUUCCAGAGAAGCUCAGAUACUGACUUUGCAAAACACGUCUGAAUUUGAUAUCCUUGUUAUUGGAGGAGGAGCAACAGGAUGUGGCUGUGCACUAGAUGCUGUCACCAGAGGACUAAAAACAGCCCUUGUAGAAAGAGAUGAUUUCUCAUCAGGGACCAGCAGCAGAAGCACUAAAUUGAUCCAUGGUGGAGUGAGAUAUCUUCAGAAGGCUAUCUUGAAGUUGGAUAUUGAGCAGUAUAGGUUGGUAAAAGAAGCCCUUCAUGAGCGUGCCAACCUACUUGAAAUUGCUCCCCAUUUAUCAGCUCCAUUGCCUAUAAUGCUUCCACUUUACAAAUGGUGGCAGUUACCUUACUACUGGGUAGGAAUCAAGCUAUAUGAUCUGGUUGCUGGAAGUAAUUGCCUGAAAAGCAGUUAUGUCCUCAGUAAAUCAAGAGCUCUUGAGCAUUUCCCAAUGCUCCAGAAGGAUAAACUUGUAGGAGCGAUUGUCUACUAUGAUGGACAACACAACGAUGCACGGAUGAACCUCGCCAUUGCUCUCACCGCUGCCAGGUAUGGGGCUGCCACAGCCAAUUACAUGGAGGUAGUGAGCUUGCUCAAGAAGGCAGACCCCCAAACAGGGAGAGAGCGCGUGAGUGGGGCCCGCUGCAAGGAUGUGCUCACAGGGCAGGAAUUUGAUGUGAGAGCCAAAUGUGUUAUCAAUGCUACCGGACCUUUCACAGACUCGGUACGCAAAAUGGAUGACAAGAACACGCCUGAUAUCUGCCAGCCGAGUGCUGGAGUUCACAUCGUGAUGCCUGGCUACUACAGCCCAGAGAACAUGGGACUUCUUGACCCCGCCACCAGUGAUGGAAGAGUUAUUUUCUUCUUACCCUGGGAAAAGAUGACUAUAGCUGGCACUACCGAUACCCCAACUGAUAUUACAAACCAUCCAAUUCCUUCGGAAGAAGAUAUCAACUUCAUUUUGAAUGAAGUGCGUAACUACCUGAGUUGUGAUGUUGAAGUGAGAAGAGGGGAUGUCCUGGCAGCAUGGAGCGGUAUUCGCCCCCUCGUUACAGAUCCCAAGUCUGCAGAUACUCAGUCGAUCUCCAGGAAUCAUGUUGUUGAUAUCAGCGAGAGUGGCCUUGUCACUAUAGCAGGUGGAAAGUGGACAACAUACCGAUCUAUGGCAGAAGAUACUGUCAAUGCUGCUGUCAGGACUCACAAUUUGAAUGCAGGACCAAGUAGAACAGUUGGGCUUUUCCUUCAAGGGGGUAAAGAUUGGAGCCCCACACUCUACAUUCGGCUUGUCCAGGAUUAUGGUCUUGAAAGUGAGGUGGCACAGCAUCUUGCCUCCACCUAUGGUGACAAGGCUUUUGAGGUGGCCAAAAUGGCAAGUGUGACUGGAAAGCGGUGGCCCAUUGUUGGAGUGCGUCUUGUUUCUGAAUUUCCAUAUAUUGAGGCUGAGGUAAAAUACGGGAUUAAGGAGUAUGCCUGCACUGCGGUAGAUAUGAUUUCCCGUCGCACUCGCCUGGCCUUUCUAAAUGUCCAGGCAGCAGAGGAGGCCCUUCCUAGGGUUGUUGAGCUGAUGGCCAGAGAACUGAAUUGGAGUGAUCGUAAGAAAGAGGAGGAACUUGAAACAGCCAAGAAGUUUCUGUAUUAUGAAAUGGGGUAUAAAUCUCGAUCAGAACAGUUAACAGAUCGCUCUGAAAUUAGUCUACUGCCUUCAGACAUUGACAGGUACAAGAAGAGAUUUCAUAAGUUUGAUGCUGACCAAAAAGGUUUUAUUACCAUAGUUGAUGUUCAACGUGUAUUAGAGAGUAUCGGUGUCCAAAUGGAUGAAAAUACACUGCAUGAAAUUCUGAAUGAAGUAGAUUUAAACAAAAAUGGACAGGUUGAACUCAAUGAAUUUUUGCAACUGAUGAGUGCUAUUCAAAAAGGAAGGGUGUCUGGAAGCCGGCUUGCUAUACUAAUGAAAACUGUAGAAGAGAACCUUGACAGAAGAGUUCCGAUUCCUGUGGACCGUAGUUGUGGAGGAUUGUGAGUCUGAGCAGUAAAUCCACCGCCAACAAACAUAGAAAAAACUGUCACCAUGUAACAGCCAGAGAUAACUUGCACCACUCCAAAACUGUGGUUAUGGAUAGCUGCCUUUUUAACACUGGGAAACAUUCCAAAGCUUUAGGAAGUUGGUGUAUAUCCUUUAUUUGUAUUUGCCAUUCAGUCUAGCUUCUAAAAAGUGUUUUAUCUUUUUUUCUCAUUUUCAGUGUGCACUGAUUUGAUGUUCUAUAUCCAUUUUGUGACCUGUUAGAUUGGACAUUCUCCUUUUUUGUUUGUGUGUUCAUUUAUUCUAAAUCAGUUCUAGAGGCAGAAUAUUUUGGCAGAAAUUGAAAGAAGAAGCUGAAUAAUGUUGUGACAUGCACAACCUCUGUACAUUACGCUUGUGGAUGGCAUUUUUUUCCAAAAAUUAGUGGAGUGGGGGAUGACCACUAUUGAAAUGAUGGUGUUUCUGGAGCUCUCCCAACCCCUUCUUCCUUCAAAAUAAUUUUGCACGAUUAUAUACCUAGAGUAUGACUGGCAUAACUGGAGAGGGAAGAAAAAGUUUAGGUAUAACUUACAGGAGCAAAUCUCAAAGCAACUUUGAAAGCUUCCAGAAUCACAGGUAUGAGACAAGGAGAGCAUUGACAUUUGCUGGGAGUUACAGUGAUAGUUUCAUCUCAGCAGUUCAUUUUUUUUUUCCAGUCACUGCUGGUUUUCUUUGACUAUUAUAGUUGCCAAGAAGAUCCUUGCUUUUCUUACUUUAAAACCAGCAUUCAAGUGGCAUGUUGCGUGUAAUGAGAUGAGACCGAAUUUCUCAAAUCUUUACAGUAGUAACAAAUUUAAGGGUUAAAAAUGGGCUUAUAUAUCCAUAUAUGAUAACACAAUUUUCAGUCUCCAAAUCCUGAUUUAUGGAGCACGUGGUAUUGUUAAAAAUGGUCUAUUUUGAUUAGUUUACAGCAUCAUUUUUUUGAGGGAUAUUUGCAAACAGAUAGUAAAAAUCUAUAAAAAUAGAUUUUAGUUAACUUUAAUUGCAAUUGUGUAAGAAAAGCAAAAUAUUAAAGGUCAUUUUAGUCUUUGCCUUUCUAUCCUCAAUGGAAUUUUACUUUUUAAAUAAAAUUAAAAAUCAAAAUCUCACAUCCACCCCCACAGACACCCCUGAAGUCUGCACUGAAUUUAAUAAGUAAUACAUUGAAAACUGGGGAUGCUUUUGCUAUGUUUUGGUGGUAUUUUAACUAGAGUCAUUUGAAUAUUUAUUCAUUAUGCUUACUUUUGUGAAUUCAACUACUUUUUUGUUUUGUUUUGUUUUUUUAAGAUCAGGUUUUAUAUAUAACAGGAAAUACAACACUUUAUUUCACAGCAGAUUUCCAUUGUGCAGACUUGAGAUCUUAGUUUUUAUGCUGGUACAUAAAACACUUUUGUGCUGUUAUUUCUAUUUAUGCCAACAUUGUCAAAAAUCUUUAUGCCUCAUUCAAGUGGGACAUGAGCCUAUAUGUCACAACAUAAACACUGGAGAUCACUCACCUAAGCCCCCACCCUCACUCCCAGAACAAACCAACCACAGGGAAAGACUGCAUCUUAACUCAUUUUAUUUUGAAGUGAAGUUAGAUUCUUGCCACUUUCUAGAGGAAAACCUAAGACAGGGCAAGUGAUUUCUUCCAGGUAUCACUGUGAACUAUAUCCUUUCAAGGUGUGACUUUUUUACUUGGCUUUUAUUUUUUUAACAAUAAAUGGAUGCAUGUAGCUUUGCAAUUUAGUGGUUUUCUAUCUGUACAAUAAUUUCACUGUUUAGAACUCGAUGACACGCAAUAGAUGGAAGAUCUGUUUUUUCUAAAACACCCUAAAUGAUGUACCCAUAAUAUUGUACCUUUGUGCUCUCUCUCUCUCUCUUUCUAGUUAGAUCAAGAUAACGAUGGCUUGUAUCCUCCCUGAAUCAAUUACAGUAGGGACUGGGCUUAGAAAUCCUGGCUGGCCUGGGUGGAUCUGUUUGUGAAACAGGCCUUGUUUAUGCACGAUUUGCUAUGAGUGAAGUUACUUUAAGGAAAAAGAAAAAUGCAUUUUUCUUCUUUUGAACAUAUUUGCUUUUGCUUGUAAUCUGCUAAUUCCAAAAUAUGUGCUCCUUCACCAAUCCCAAAGACUCAUCUUGGAAAUGAGCUGGUUCCAAGCCUUUGCUGUGAACGUAGUAUCCCAACAUUUUAGAGCAAGUUCUUAAUUAAGCCUUUCUAGCUUCUUAACGUGAUUUAAGAAGAGGAGGGGGGGGGGAGAGGGGGAAUAAGCCCAUUCAAAAACCCAUUCCAAGUGCAAAAGAAUAUUCUUUUUGCUUUUCAUAUAAAUGUGAUAAUUCUGUUGGGGUGGUAUGGGAUAUGCUGGGAUUGUCUUUUAUCAUCAUAUUUAUUUUAAGAGCCUUGAAGGGGAUUCAGGUGAAGGAACCCCCAUCUGUGGUGGAGAGUUGGAUAUUUCUUUAAGUAGCCCCCACCACAUCAUAAUAAUUGUGAUAAUGCUGGAUUAUUUGUGAAACCAAGGUUGUUUGCCUUGUAUCCAUCAUGCUACUUGCAAUAUUCUUGCUUUCAAUCAAUUUUUACUGAGCACAGUUUUAGGAUUUCUGCUGUUAAAUGCAUGCUCCUUAUUCUGCUUCAGUUUCUCUGGCUUUGUUUUGUGUUUCACAAUAUGUAGCUUCCUCUUUUGUACAACAAAAAUUGCAUCCUGACUUUUACUAAAUACACUGUAAGGGUGAUCAUUGAUUUUAUUUCCCUCUUUUUUACGCAUUUGUAAAGAUUUUUGGUAUAUGAAUGUAAUAAUGGUGAAGUCAAUUGAGCUAUUAACUUGCACUGUUUUUCAUUAUAUCAAUCCUUUUUAGGGAGUGCAAAAGCCCUACUGUGUUUUUAAAGAAUAUCAAGUAUAAGCUCAAUACUGGUGUGGAUAUACACACUGCAUGUUUUCAUAUGUGGCACUUUUAUGUAUUGUGUUGGGUUAUUGUUCUAGAUUGGACUGUUAAAUACUAUGUUUGAGGCUGGGUUGUCAUUUUUAUAAGUCUUGGUGUUUUAUUGCCAUUAUUUAUUACUUUUGAUAUACAGAAUGAGCUGCAUGCAUUUAUAGAGCAAUAAGAGGAUGUAUUUAAUGUGCCUUGUUUUUAACCGAAUAAGAACUGAAAGCAUGAAUCAAUAAAACUGAUUAAAAUGGUCCAUUUGCUGGCAUUUUGAUGUUACUGGCAGUCAGAGAAAUAACUUUGAUUAGUGUUGAAGUUUAAAAAAAAGUUUGAAAAUAUUUUCGCAAACUGUAUGUUUAAUGACACUUACACAUUAAUUCUUUUAGCUUGGAAUUCUGUAGUUUUAUCUUAAAAGCAGAGUCUCUGCAUGGGCAGAUGUAAUUUUAUGAGACUGCCAGGAUUAUUUGGAUUAAUUUGUUGUUGGAGCCUUUAGGGCACAGCUUCUGUGUUUGUGAAAUCCUAUUCUAAAA
Messenger RNA from Choloepus didactylus (southern two-toed sloth), 5839 nucleotides. RefSeq names its product glycerol-3-phosphate dehydrogenase 2 (gene GPD2). Gene Ontology annotation, cellular component: mitochondrion; glycerol-3-phosphate dehydrogenase (FAD) complex. Gene Ontology annotation, biological process: glycerol-3-phosphate metabolic process. The coding region runs from base 210 to 2393 and encodes 727 amino acids. Lineage: Eukaryota; Metazoa; Chordata; Mammalia; Pilosa; Megalonychidae. The transcript has 17 exons. The record is from RefSeq and is a predicted model, not a curated record. Gene Ontology annotation, molecular function: calcium ion binding; glycerol-3-phosphate dehydrogenase (quinone) activity.